This is a messenger RNA of Onychostoma macrolepis, 1758 nucleotides long. Its product is annotated as putative nuclease HARBI1. The record is from RefSeq and is a predicted model, not a curated record. The transcript has 5 exons. NCBI's taxonomy places the organism in Eukaryota, Metazoa, Chordata, Actinopteri, Cypriniformes, Cyprinidae. The coding region runs from base 351 to 1421 and encodes 356 amino acids.
GCGCCAAAUAGAACUGGCAGACAUAGACAUUCAGUACAAGAAGAAAAAGAUGGAAAAUCUUGCACUGGAGUCCAAAAUAAAAAAGAGGACAAUUAGGAAACUGGACCUUGAAAUAAAAAAACUUGAGAGGGAGCUCCAAGAAGAUGACACAGCUCAAAAUAAAAAUUAGGUAUAUUCUCGUAAAGUCAAGUGAGCCAUGACAUAUGAGCUCUUAUUGUGAGCACACAGGACGGUGGCAUCUUUCUAAGGUUUUUUUUAUUUUCCCAGCAAUCAGUACAACCAAGUCAUCGUUAUAAGGCACCGGCCUCUUUUGCCCACCCCCCCAGCACCAGGUGUGGCCACUAGCCUAUAUGAAGGCCCAAAAUUGUGUGUUCCUUUCUGCUCUGACAAUGGCAUGCCCAUUCUUGCGAGAUGUGGUGGAUGAAGAAGCACUUGUGCUGAGGAGAGCCUUCAGGCGAGAAAGGGUCUUCAGGGACCGGUUGGACCCACUGGCCUUCCCUGAUGACCAUCUAUAUGAAAGAUACAGGUUUUCUGCAGAUGGCAUCAGGUAUCUAUGCAGACUACUGGGUCCCAGGAUUAAGCACCGCACUGCACGGAGCCAUGCACUGAGUGUGGAGCAAAUGGUUUGUGUGGCCUUGCGCUUUUUUGCUAGUGGAGCCUUCCUGUACUCAGUGGGGGAUGCAGAACAGCUGAACAAGGCCACAAUUUGCCGCACAAUAAGGAGUGUGUGUCUGGCUAUCAAAGCAUUAGCAGAUGUCUUCAUCUCCUUCCCUGGCCACAGAAGACUCUGUGACAUCAAAGAGGAGUUCUAUAGGAUUGCAGGUUUCCCCAAUGUCAUUGGUGCAGUGGACUGCACACACAUAAGGAUAAAAGCCCCCUCAGGUGCCCAUGAGGCCGAUUUUGUGAAUAGGAAAUCCUUUCACAGCAUUAAUGUUCAGAUGGUCUGCAAUGCUGACUGUGUGAUCAGCAAUGUUGUGGCAAAAUGGCCUGGCUCAGUCCAUGACUCCAGAAUCUUUCGGGCCUCUGAAAUCUAUCAGUGCCUAUCACAAGGUGAAUUCUCUGGUGUGUUGCUGGGAGACAGGGGGUAUGGCUGCCAGCCUUUUCUCCUGACACCUUUCACAGACCCCCAGGAAGCACAGCAGGCCUACAACCAUGCCCAUGCCAGGACCAGGGCCAGAGUUGAAAUGACCUUUGGCCUCCUGAAGGCACGCUUUCACUGCCUUCACAAAUUAAGGGUCAGCCCUGUUAGGGCAUGUGAUAUUACUGUGGCUUGUGCUGUCCUCCACAAUGUGGCCUGCCUGAGGAAGGAGAGGGCCCCCAGAGUGCCACCAGCCAUGGACUGGGACAAUCCGGCAAUCUUCCCUGAUGACGACAGUGGUCGGCUGCUGAGGGACCAAUAUGUGUUGAAUUAUUUUAGUUAGUAUGUGUGCUUUCAAUUUUGGUUAAAUAUGUCCUGCGGUGGCAGAGGAAUUUGGGUUUUUUUGGGUUCGUUUUUUUACGAAUUUGGCCUCUUAUGAUGUUUGUGCGGUAUACUGUGUGUAAUACAAGGCUGCAGGGAGGCUACUGCAUCCAUUCAUUUGUCUGUUCAGUUGAUGUGUAUGGAUUUGUCCUGCAUUUAUUUUAGUGUGCAGACAUGCAGGGUGUGUUAUAUACAGACCUUUGAAUGUGUAUGUAUCAUUUUGUAUAAUAUGCUUUGAUUCUGUGCUUUCCAUCUUGUAGAGUCACUGUGACUUCAGUUUCGAAAGGAGCUGAUGGUUU